AUGUCGUCCCAACGUCCAAACCUUCAGGUCAUGACAAAUCUCGAGUCUGCUCAACCUCAAGACCAUCUCAUCCAAGCAAUCGCAUCAACCCUUUCCAUUCCCCUCGACGAUAUCCUUCUAUUCGAUUCCUUCGCCGAAUUAGGCGGCGAUCAAGACACCGCACAACAAGUCUGUCUCGCUUGUCGAAGCAAGGGUUUGGAUGUUAGCGGCAAAGACAUCCUGACUUGUCCUACUCUAGCCGAGCUACAGACGCGCAUUACGCCGCGCGGGUUGAGUAUUUCCUCAUGCAGCGACGACUCGGGAGGUACUUUUUCGAGUGAUGAGUUGUCCGACAACAGCAACACGCAGGGAGAAACAGAAGAAACAACAAGCGGCGGUAGGGCUGCAGGGGCUGUGGAGUCUAAUUUGUCGAGCUUACGGCUGUCAUUUCCCACCGUCAGCGACCGCCUAGCCUGCUGCUACAUGGUCCUUACCCCCAGAGCAGGCCCAUUUGACGGUCAAUCAGUAGCUCUUAUUAGGAUCGACUCUGUCUCUGGGUUUUCAUCAGAAAACAACACUCUAUCAGCAAACGAGUUCCAUCUCGCAAAGUCGCAGAUUUCUCUCUUGCGUAUGGAACACGACCCCAAAAUCUGGAUCCCAAUUGAUCACUCCCAAAACAAAAGGGCGCUGCAAACAUGGGUGCAGAAUAUGGAUUCGCUUACUUACAAGGAGGUCAUGAAGCUUCAGAUUCCCGCACGUCGCAGUCGUGUCAUCACGAGAAGGAGGAGUAACUUGUCGCCUAUGGAUAUCCAUGAAUUGGAAGGGUUUUCUCUUUCGCCUAUGCAACAACUUUAUUUGCAGGGUAAUGGCGACACAAUUGAGGGGACGUGGACGAGGAGUGCUAUUCUCAAUGUUCAAGGCGGUGCGGAACCGGUUGAUGUUGACGCUGCUGUUGAUGCAGUCGUGGCAAGACAUUCCAUGCUCAGAGUCAGAUUUCGGCAAACUGAGGGAAAAUGGGAGCAGUGUAUUUUGCCUGCGGCGCCGAGUUCGUAUCUACUUACGCAUCAUGUUGAUACCCCUGAGGAUGAGAUACGCGACUUGAUUGACGAUAUGGAAGCGAGCAUUCAUCCUACCGAAGGACCUGCUUUUGCGGCAAUGUACGUCCAUAACCAGGAGAGACAAAUUCUGUACCUUGCAGCACACGAAUUAGCUCUGGACGAUGUAUCGUGGAAGAUUGUGCUGAGCGAUUUGGACGAGCUGCUCCAAAAAGGAACCCUUUUGUCCGAAGGAUCGGCAUCGUUUAAGUACUGGACAAAAUGUCAGGGUCGACAGAUGGCACAAAGGUUAUUCGAGCCAACGCUUCCUUUUGAAGUGUAUUCCGCCAAUUUGGAGUACUGGGCUCUCACACAAGAACUCAACACUUUUGGAAACUCAUCACGAGUGUCAUUCAAUCUAUCUCCCGAGCAAGCGUACUCUUUGGAACAAUCGUCUGCUCAAGUUUUAAGAACAGAUGUUUCCGACAUCUUCUUGGCUGCGCUGUUACUAUCCUUCUGUCAAGUAUUCCCAGAGAGAAAUCUACCGACGUUGUGGAAGCGAGAGAAUGGAAGAGAUGGCGCAGAGAGCGAGUUUAACAUUUUAGAAACCGUUGGAUGGUUCGCUUCACUAUGUCCAAUCGGCGUAUCCAUCGAUUCAGAAACGGAUUUGAUUCAAGUCAUUACUUUACUCAAGGACACACGCAGGGCUAUACCAAGAUUUGGUGUUCCAUUCUUUACAUCUGAAUUCGCAACAAGUCAAAGCGCAGCAACGAACAUCCCCCUCGAAAUCGUCUUCAAGUUGGUCAACACUGCAAAACAACUCCAGCGUCAGAAUGGUUUGUUUGAACCAGUCGCAGCUAAAGGCCAAAUAGCAGGUCUCAAAAGCACCGCAGGACCUAAUAUUGGACGGAUCGCUUUAUUCGAAAUCUCUGCGGCGUUGGGUACAUCCGGAGCGCAAAUCGAUAUUGUGUAUAACAAUACGUGCAGGUAUCAGGAUAAAAUUCAGGCUUGGAUUCGGACUUUUGAGUAUCAUGUUCACGACGCUGUUACAAGAUUGAGGACUCACAAACCGCAACUUACACUCUCCGACAUUCCCCUCCUUCAAACAAGUUAUCAGUCUCUUGGACGUCUUUGCUCAAAUCGACGUGUUAAUGUCAAGGAUAUCGAGACGAUAUACCCUGUGACACCAGCUCAGCAGGAAAUCCUCAUCGCACAAGCGCAAAACACAGGGUCAUAUCACUGCCAUGCUUUUUACGAGAUGACUGCCCUUCAACUCCCCGUCGAUGUAAAUCGAUUGUGUGAAGCGUGGGAAGUCAUAGUGUCUAAUACACCUGCUUUGAGGAGUAUUUUCAUCGACGCUGUUUCACGAGAGGGAUUAUUCGACCAAGCUGUUCUCAGAAAGAUAUCACCAAGUAUCUUGUUCAUCGAAACGACGGACCCGGAUGAUGCUGUGGCUACGUUGCCAGUCAUGAAUACACCUUUUGGAGAACCGAGACAUCGUUUGGCAGUGUGUUAUAACCCUAUGAAGAUGGUUAUGAGACUUGACGCAAGCCAAGCAAUCUGCGACUUGCCGAGUCUACAUCUUCUCAUCGCAGAACUAACACGCGUCUUCUCCUCGCAAAACCCUCAAGACAACUCUUCUCUGAACAACACAUAUCUUCACCAAAUCUCCUCCAUCGACACAGCCUACAGUCUCGAAGUUUGGAAAACAAGUCUCUCAAACGCCAAACCCUGCAUCUUUCCAUCCUUAUCAACAAAUACCUCCCACACGUCUCCCUAUGACUUUGACAUCUCGCGAACUCAGAUCGAAUUCUUCUGCGAACAGAACAAUAUCGCUGCAGAGGCUAUAUUCCAACUUGCUUGGGCCCUUGUCCUGCGCGCAUUCGUCGGUACACAAGAAGUUACAUUCGGCUACCAAUUCAACGCACGCGACGAAGAUCUCCUUUGUGGAAUUACAUCUCUGGUUGGAAGUUUUGCCACGAUCCUACCUUGUGUUGUAGACUUUUCUGCGUCACAGUCUUUGGAAGAAUGUCUUAUUUCUAUGAAUGAGACUUUUUCGAAUGCAAAGAAGCACGAUAAUAUCACUUUGGCGGAAAUACAACAUGUGUUGGGUCUGAAGGAAAAGACACUCUUCAAUACUUGUCUUUACUUUCAGGCUCCGGAUGAUCUUGACACGGGCGAUGAAUUGACUGCUUCGUUGGUUACUUCUGGUCGCAAGACGGAUUGUGAUGUUAGUCUUACGCUGAUGUUUGUCGAUGAGUAUCUUCGUGGGGACUUGACAUCGCCAUGUCUUUCUCCGACGCAGGUUCAAAGUGUUAUGAACAGUUUUCACGCAGCGCUAUACCACAUCCUCACCAGUCCUGAUAAAUCCAUCGUUGAAGCAGAUCUUCUCACAGAUAAGGACUAUGCUUCCUUGGUUGUUCAAGACUGGGAAUUGGUACAGCAGUCACAAAAGGUUUCUGGUUGUUUACACGAUGUUGUUCUUCAGCACAGUCUUACCAGACCUAACGCUCCGGCUGUGUGUUCAUGGGAUGGCGAUAUUACAUAUGUUCAACUCGCAACGCUUGUACAGCGACUAAAGACAUAUCUCGUCAACCUCGGAGUUGGUCCCGGAACUGUUGUCCCUGUUGUUUUGGAAAAGAAUCACUGGGCACCUGUUAUUAUCCUCGCCGUUCUUCAAGCAGGCGCUAGUUUUGCACCGCUUGAUUGUCAAGACCCUGCGACCGCAAGAUCAACCAUUGACUACCUUAAUCCACAUGUCGUUCUCGCCACAGAAACUGCUUGGAAGGAUUUGAGUACUCUGGCUAUUAACUUGGUCAUCAUCAACGAUACAUUCUUCGCCAUGCUUACACCAUACGUGUCAGCUAUUGGCAAGGACGUUACUCCCGACCAUGCAGCAUGCAUCUUUGUCACGCCCAAGAAAUCAAGGAGUAUCUUUUUUACUCAUGCUUCUCUCCUAUCAACUUUUAUCGCCCAAGCCCAACCCUUCAAACUCACAAGCGAAAGCCGCGUUCUACAACUCUCCGCCUUUAACGUCGAUAUUUCCCUUGUGGAAAUCCUCGGUACACUUGUUCAUGGUGGAUGUGUCUGUGUUCCUCAUCCUCAUGACAGAGCACAUGAUGUAGCUGGUGCAAUGGCACGUAUGGAUGUGACUUGGUCAUACAUGACAAGUCUUCUCGCGCGAAAGAUCAACCCUGAUUCAGUACCCAGUCUAAGAACUCUAUGCUUUCGCACAAGAAGACUUGAUCCAGAUACGUACAUGCCCUGGCUUGAGGACCAUGAUGUUUUGGUCGCGUAUGGCGCACCGGAUAUUUGUCCCCUGGGCAUUUCCGUGACUAAAGUCACAAAGGAGAGUAAUCUCAAUGUUAUCUCACCACCAGUCACAGGCAGAUUCUGGGUUUUGAAUCCUGAGAAUCCCAAGAAACUCAUGCCUGUUGGUGCAAUCGGCGAGUUAGCCAUUGACAGUCCUCUCGCUACACCUCAUCACUUCGCGUUGGAUAAACCCCUCCUCGCACCAGAGACAUGUUCAUCACCAGAUGAAAAACCUCGCGCGCGGUAUCUAAAAACAGGGCAUCGCGUACGUUAUCUCGAUGAUGGAACAGUCCAAUUCAUUUCCAGCGUGCGCGAUGAAGUCAAAGUCAGUGGAUCAAACGUCGAUGUCGCUCAAGUCGAACAAAUCAUGCGGCGCUGUCUCGGUACAGGAAUCGACGUGGUAGUAGAUUCUAUAACUACCCGCGAUUCAGGACCUUUGCUAGCUGCCUUCCUCGAACUUGGACCUCAGGCAUUCCAGCAACACGAAACAUUGCGGGAUCUCAGUCCUGAAACGAAAGAAAAGACGUACAUCGCCAAGAAAAUGUUCGAAACAGCCCUUGAGAGUUCCUCUGCGAGGGAUCGUCUUCCAAGAUACUGUAUACCCUCAGUCUUUAUCCCCGUUCGGUCCUUUCCCAUGUCUACCUCUCUUAAAGUCAACAGGAGAAAAUUACAGCGCAUGGUAUCUGAUCUCUCAACACAUGAUGUUCUACACAUGUCCCGCGUUCCCAAUCCAGGCGAGAUCCAGCGCAUUAUCAUCUCACAGAAACCUCUCCCCAUGACUGGUCCCGAAGAAACCAUGCGCGAACACUGGGCGAGCAUAAUCGGCAUUUCCGUCUCUGCAAUCAAAAGUUCCAGCAGCUUCUUCUCAGUUGGCGGAAACAAAUUCCUCGCUGCUCAAUUAGUCGUUACAUGUCGAAAAGCAGGUCUUUACCUCUCUUUGACAGAUCUUCUCAGCGGAGCAAGUCUUACAGAGAUAUGUCGCUCGUCAGAGUCAUCUACUCGCAAACAAACUAAGAUCAAAACACUUGCUGCGAAGAAACUUGAUAUGAGAUUUGUCAAGGAUGUCAUUGUGCCUCAACUUCACUGCUCAAGUCCAGAUGUUCUUGACUUUGCUGAAGCAUCUUCGCAGCAAGUACAAGGUCUUGAGUUGGGUAUGUUUAGGACACGCGCGGAUAUAGUCUGUCUUGCGCUUCGCUUUAAUGGUCCUGUUGAUCCAUCUCGUCUCGAAACAGCGUGUAGAUCUCUUGCGAAGAUGCAUGCUAUCCUCAACGUGGCAUUUGUCACACACGAACAUCGACUGUAUCAAGUCCACUGCGCUUCCUCCACGCCUCCUUUCAUGACAAUCUCGUGUCCCCCUGGCUCUCUCGACGACGCAACCCAAAACAUCAUCAAAGAGAACCAGAACUUAUCAUUCGAUCCUACAGUCCCUGUUACAAAAUUCACCUUUUUGAACAGUGAUUCACAAGGCUCUUUGGUAAUUCGUCUAAGCAAGACACAAACCGACGAUGUAUCUGCCCAUCUUCUCAUCCACGAUCUAGCAUCUCUAUACGACGGCGAUUCAACGCAGGAUAUUCCUCGGUCUUCAUAUCUGGAUUACACGCGCGCUUCGAGGGUAUCUUACCAACAAGGCCUCGAAUACUGGAACUGCCAACUCGACAAUGCAAAAAUGACAAAGAUCAUCGCGUCAACCCGUCCCACCCCUCCAGCAUCAGUAUCCGAAAUCAGAACCCUCAAACAAACAACUUCUCUAGGCCAUCUCGCUCCCUACGGAAUGACACCCGACGCAGCUCUCAAAGCAGCAUGGGCUAUUGUCCUAUCUACUAUCUCCAGCACCCACGACGUUCUCUUUGGCGAAGCAAUCCAAUGUCAAUCUCCCAGUCCCGAUAUCAUCGGUCCCAUGUCCAAUAUUCUUCCUGUUCGUGUACAAUUCCCGACAAGUCAUAGUACACCUCUCGACUUGAUGAACUGUAUCCAACUCCAGCGCCAAUCUCACGCACGCUAUGAAACCUUUGGGAUCCAGGAACUCGUUAGUAAAUGCACGCCCUGGCGCUCCUGCACGAGAUUUAGUACAAUCGUACAGAACUACGUUCCUGGUUUACUAGAUGGUUCUUCAACGAUGAAUGUCCACGGCGCGACAUUUACGUAUCGCAUGAUAGAAUCCUGGACAAAAGACUUUCCAGAUCUUUUCGUCAGGUCAACAGUUGAAGCGAAUGAUUGUGUAACCCUCGAGAUCAAAUACUCUGAAGAACGACUCCCUCACUCUUUCGCGCAAUCAUGUCUGAGUCUUCUUGUGGCAGCUUGGGAAACGCUUACACAUCCUGACAUGAUCCAUCAACCGAUGGUACACUCCUCUGAAGAAAUCGCCCGUUCAGAGCGCAAGAUUCCCUUCCCUGCGAGGUCAUCCCCUCCCGUUGAAUCCCAUCUCAACAGCGCGCAACGAGAGAAACUGCAAGAAUCUAUUGUCAGUGUAUGGACGAAAGUAAUAAACCCAUCACCUUCCAUCCCAAAGAAUAAACUCCCCAGCACCCCAUUCUACAGCAUCUCACAAACAGUCCUCCCUGCUCACACUCUCGCUUCUGAGCUCAACAACACACUCUCUCUAAAUCUCACCACAGAGGAUAUCAUCGCUCAUCCAAGCAUGAACGCCCAGCUAGAUCUCAUAGCAGGCGCACUCCCACCCAAACACGAAAGCCUAUCUUCACUCCUCCACCUAAAGACCAAACCCGCUCCAGACCGAUCUCUACGCGCCAGUCUCCGCAGUUUCAAGAACAGAAACAGCAUGCUGAGUCUACGAACAAGUUGGAUAAAGCCCAAACGCGCCCCAUCAGAAAUUUCUGAUGAAACACCCUCUACAAUCAUGGAAGAAACACCCCUAUCUCCCAUCCCGACAAUUGUGAUUCCUGAGAUAGGAUCAUCAGAUACACCUGUGAGCAUAAACCAUCAUUUGGUUGAGCUAGAUGCUGGACCAGUUUAUCUAAACCCAAUUCGAAGUAUGAGUGAUCGGAGAAGUAGCGGUGGUUCGUCAAGGAUGGUUAUUGAUGAAGUCAGCUGUACGCCUCCGUCAAGAAUGUCGACGUGGGGAAGUAAAUUUGAGCUACCAAGAAAAACGUCACCUUUGGCACGAAGAUGA
Fusarium venenatum is the source of this 7455-nucleotide messenger RNA. RefSeq lists its product as uncharacterized. Gene Ontology annotation, molecular function: catalytic activity. NCBI's taxonomy places the organism in Eukaryota, Fungi, Ascomycota, Sordariomycetes, Hypocreales, Nectriaceae. The record is from RefSeq and is a predicted model, not a curated record.